GUUCACUCCCCUCUCAAACCUUAAGCGAAUCAAUAGCGUAAGGUACCUUCUACUCCACUCCACCCGUCCCGUCCAGUUCCCCGGCUCUCGCUCAGUCAUGCGUCGGGCAAGUAUGUGAAUCUUGCCUCAAUCGCAAGGCUGCCCCUCAGUCUUUCCACCCCAACUACGUAGUAGUUCCGACAACCACCUCACGCAACAACAUCCAUGUCCUGAAAUGCACCAUGUCGACAGGUAAACGCUCGAGAGCCACAUACGAAGCGGAUCUGAAGGCCCAGCAAUCCCCUUUCGUGGCGUAUGGGAUGGCGCUUCCGCCGCUGGACGAUAAUGUGAGGGAUGAUGGGAGUUAUGUCCCCGUUUGGAAGCAGGAGGUUAGGGAUGAGAGGGGGUUGAAGAGGUUGCAUGGGGCGUUUACGGGGGGGUUUAGUGCUGGGUAUGUUUGUGCCUUUUUGGGGUUUUGGUUGGUUUAUUCGGGGGGAGGGGUGCAGAGGGGAGGGGUUUUGGGAUUUGACACUUGGGAUUGAGAUCUGGGUAUAUGAGGGAACUAACAAGAGUUUUGAAUAGAUACUACAAUACUGUUGGUUCCAAAGAGGGCUGGACGCCCUCUACCUUCGUCUCCUCUCGUACGAACCGAAAGAAGGAUGCACCCGCACCAGCGCCCCAGCGACCGGAGGAUUUCAUGGAUGAGGAGGAUAUUGCAGAUGCGGAGGAGGCUCAGAGGGUUCAGACUACAGAUGGCUUCUCCGGGCUGGGAACGACAGCUGAUGAGAAUCUAAGGAGGGGAGGAUUGAUGGGUCUUUUGAGGGUGGAGGGGGAGACGAUGGGGAUGAAAUUGUUGAAGAGGAUGGGGUGGAAGGAGGGGCAGGGAAUUGGUCCGAAGGUUAGGAGAAAAGCGAGGUUGGAUGGUAAGGUGGAUGAUGGGGAGAUGCAUUUGUUUGCCCCCGAGAAUACGAAGAUGAUUGGGUUUGUGAGGAAGAAUGAUCAUAAAGGUCUUGGGUUUGAGGGCGAGGCGAAGCUUGAGGAUGUUGUUGGACGGACUGCGGAGGUUGUGAAGUCUGAUGAUGAGGAUGAGGGGCCACAAAUGGCAUUGGUUGGGCCAAAGAAUACCAAGAAGAAGAGACCUGUAAGAGGUGGCAUUGGAAUUGGGAUUCUGAAUGAUACGGGUUCAGACGAUGAAGAUCCCUAUGAAAUCGGUCCACGAAUAUCUUACAAUCGCGUUAUUGGAGGAGAAAAGAAGAAGAAGAAACCAGUCAAUGGAUCUCUCAACCCAUUAUUGAAGGCAAAACCAGUCUUCAUAUCAAAGAAAUCCGCUAUGGCUAAAGCAUCAACCGGUUUCCGAAAAUGUCAUGAUGGUCGUUUACCUCUAGACGGAUUCAUAAUAAGUACCAACGACGAAUUCUCAUCUCUCCUUGAUUCAGCAACGAAAUAUCAACCCUCUUCAAUACCACCAGAAUGGAAAUCCUCAAAACAGCCUCGAGCGGGUGCUGCUACGACAUCCUUCCUAUCUACAGCCGACGCAGCGAAACUCUCAAAAUUAGAUCCAAAAUCCAGAGCUGCGAUUCUCGGCGAAUCAUCACUCCCAGGGAAAUCUGUAUUCGACUUCCUCACCCCUGCCGCACGAAAUCGUCUCGCUUCCACAACAGGAAAAAUGAAUCUUCCCCCCGCGUUAGGCGAGAUACCAGCGGGAUAUAGCAUGACAGAAGCAGAACGAGCACAAGAACUCCAAUCUCAAAUCCCUAAGGUUGAGAGGUCUACAGCUGAAGCAGCUCUCAGUCGCGGCGCAAGCGGAUUCAUGCCGUACGGUGAAGACGAAGGGAAGCGAGGACGGUACAGAGCCUAUCUCGAGGUUCAAGUCGGGCUUAAUCCCCAUCCGCUAGAACGUACCCCUGGGACAAGCAAGGAGGACUGGCUAAAAGAACUACGCGAGUUUGCGAAUUGCGCGCAGAUCUUCAAACCGAUGAGCGGGAUGAUGGCGACGAGGUUCACAUCCUCUACUUCUGCGCCUCCCGCAUCUUCUUCAGCCUCAUCGAAUAUACCUGGGGAAGCGGACUUACUUCGCAAACCUGACAUUAAAUCUACCCCUGAGGAUCCGGCCGAACAGGCUGCCAGGAUGGGUAUGUACGGACCUAUGACGAGGAGUACGAGGGAUUGGCUACCGACCAGGUUGCUGUGUAAGAGGAUGGGUGUGCAGCCGCCUAGGAAUGUACAGCCUGGGGCGACGGAACAUGACGAGGGCCCGUUGAGAAAUCCGGCUCCGGAUUUGGUUUCGAAGAGCAAGGUUGAGGAGAUGAUGAUGCAUGGUGGGAGGAAUUGGAGGGAUGAGUCGGGGUCUGGAGUGGGAAGUAGGGAGGUGGAGAUGCAAGAUGUGCCAUCUGUGACAACUGUCAAAGAAACCGUUAUUGAUACCGAGAAGAACGAGGCGCUUGAGGGGGAACGGGCUGGUGAGGCGGUUUUCAGGGCGAUUUUUGGGGAGGAUAGUGAGGAUGAGGAAUAA
This is a messenger RNA of Hymenoscyphus albidus, 2491 nucleotides long. The record is from the annotation of a GenBank genome assembly. Lineage: Eukaryota; Fungi; Ascomycota; Leotiomycetes; Helotiales; Helotiaceae.